Messenger RNA from Condylura cristata (star-nosed mole), 1705 nucleotides. It is a transcript of the gene MUTYH, whose product is annotated as mutY homolog. Gene Ontology annotation, molecular function: adenine/guanine mispair binding; 4 iron, 4 sulfur cluster binding; purine-specific mismatch base pair DNA N-glycosylase activity. The record is from RefSeq and is a predicted model, not a curated record. Gene Ontology annotation, biological process: mismatch repair; base-excision repair. The coding region runs from base 102 to 1664 and encodes 520 amino acids. Gene Ontology annotation, cellular component: nucleus. The transcript is spliced from 16 exons. Lineage: Eukaryota; Metazoa; Chordata; Mammalia; Eulipotyphla; Talpidae.
GCGUGGAGGCGGCCCCGCGCUCGCUGAGAGCCUAUUGGCCAGAGCCACGCCCCCGGGACAAGUUGCGGAGUCUGACGCGGGAAACUGGGCACUAGGCCCUUAUGAAGAAGCCAGGAUCAGCUAUGGGGAGUCGUCGCAAGAAGCAAGCAUCUAGCCGCAAGGGAAGGGGGAAACGUGUCCUCAGCAGCAUGGCCACGCCUUCUGCCCCUGAUGGCCUUUCCAGGUCGCAGGAAGAGGUACAGGGCUCCGUCUCCCCAUACCACCUGUUCAGAGACUCAGCUGAGGUCACAAUCUUCCGGGAGAGUCUGCUGAGCUGGUAUGACCGAGAGAAGCGGGACCUACCCUGGAGAAGGCGGGCCAGGGAUGAGGUGGACCUGGACAGGCGGGCAUAUGCUGUGUGGGUCUCAGAGGUCAUGUUGCAGCAGACCCAAGUUGCCACCGUGAUCGACUACUAUACCCGAUGGAUCCAGAAGUGGCCAACACUGCAGGACCUGGCUAGUGCUUCCCUGGAGGAGGUGAACCAGCUCUGGGCUGGCCUGGGCUACUACUCUCGAGGUCGGCGUCUGCAGGAAGGAGCCCGGAAGGUGGUAGAGGAGUUAGGGGGCCACAUGCCACGUACAGCAGAGACCUUGGAGCGGUUCCUGCCUGGUGUGGGACGGUACACAGCCAGAGCCAUUGCUUCCAUAGCUUUUGGCCAGGCAACCGGUGUGGUGGAUGGGAAUGUAGUGCGGGUGCUGUGCCGUGUCCGAGCCAUUGGUGCUGAUCCUAGCAGUACUCUGGUCUCCCAGAAGCUCUGGAGACUAGCAGAGCAGCUGGUGGACCCAGCCCGGCCUGGGGACUUUAACCAAGCAGCCAUGGAGCUUGGGGCCACUGUGUGUACCCCACAACGCCCACUCUGCCACCAGUGCCCUGUACAGAGGCUCUGCCGAGCACAUCAGCGGGUAGAAAAGGAGCAACGCCCUACCUCACCGUGUCCACCAGGCAGUCCUCUUGAUGUGGAGGAGUGUGCUCCCAGCACUGGACAGUGCCAGCUGUGUGCACCUCCCACAGAACCCUGGGACCAGACCCUGGGAGUAACCAAUUUUCCCAGAAAGGCCAAUCGCAGACCCCCCAGGGAGGAAUGUUCUGCCACUUGUGUUUUGGAGCAGCCCUUGGCCCCUGGGGGUGCUCGCUUUCUGCUGGUACAGAGGCCCACUUCAGGUCUUUUGGCAGGACUGUGGGAGUUCCCGUCAGUGACAGGGGAGCUCUCAGGGCAGCUUCUUCACAAGGCCCUGCUGCAGAAACUGCAGAGCUGGGCUGGACCCCUCCCAGACACCCGCCUCCAACACAUUGGGCAGGUGGUCCAUACUUUCUCUCACAUCAAGCUGACAUACCAAGUGUAUGGUCUGACCUUGGAUAGGCAGAACCCAGCGACCCUCACAGCGCCUGGCGCUCGCUGGCUGACCCGGGACGAGUUUCAUGCAGCAGCUGUCUCCACCGCCAUGAAGAAGGUGUUCCGUGUGUAUGAGGGCCGCCAACCAGGGACCUGCCAGGGCUCCAAAAGAUCACGGGUAUCCACUCCAUCCAGCCGGAAGAAGCCCAGCCCAGGCCAGCAAGUUCUGGAUAGUUUCUUGAGGCCCCACGUCCCCACUAAAGCACCCAGCCUCAACAGUGUGGUCCACUGAUGCCUCUGCAAGACUCCAGCCCCUGAGAGUCCCAUUUUUAA